CGGUAGGGCUUUUGGCUGCAGCAGCUUUGGGAGUUGUCUGGCAAAUGUUUAUUGGGGUCUAUGAUAAGAGCCCAUCCCGUGCUAUACACCACAUUAUAUCAGCAUGCGAAGGCUGUUCUAGUCAGUGCGCAACACAACUCAACCAUCAAAUUUAUUGAAAAGCUAUUGGAGAGCAAAGGGAAAAUGGCUGGGUGGCUACCUAUGAUUGGAAUGACCGCUCUCCCACACUUGGGAGGAUUCUAUGGGGGCUACGUUACACGCAAAGAAGUGAAAACCUGGUACCCAACAUUGACAAAACCCUCAUGGAGGCCACCAAAUGCUGCAUUUCCAGUAGUAUGGACCUGUUUGUACACUGGCAUGGGGUAUGGCUCCUACCUAAUUUGGAAAGAACUUGGUGGAUUUACUGAAGAAGCACUGGUUCCACUGAGCCUGUAUGGUCUUCAGCUGGCACUGAAUUGGGCCUGGACGCCUAUCUUUUUUGGUGCUCACAAGCUUAAAUGGGCUCUUAUGGAGAUUGUGCUGCUCACUGGCACUGUGGGAGCCACUAUGUGGUCAUGGUAUCCCAUAAACAAAACUGCCACUCUGCUCCUGGCUCCCUAUCUGUCUUGGCUGUGUCUCGCCACCUCCCUCAACUACUGCAUCUGGAGAGACAAUCCCGAGGAAGGAAAAAAGGAAGAAUAAGGGAUGUUUUUUUUUUUUGUAGUCAUUUUAUCAUUGUAGAUGACUUUUUGUAUUGUACACUAAAUAAUUUUAUAAGAAAAAUAGUUUCACAAUGUGUGUUAUGUAAAUUGACAAAAAGUACAUUUGUGUGCCGAUCUGUGUGUCAGAUUCCAUAUAACGGCUUAUAUACAUUGUGAAAAUGAAAAUGCAUACAAGUUCAUAAUAAAGUGCCUACUAUAUUACACCUUA
Messenger RNA from Boleophthalmus pectinirostris (great blue-spotted mudskipper), 909 nucleotides. Its product is annotated as translocator protein-like. Lineage: Eukaryota; Metazoa; Chordata; Actinopteri; Gobiiformes; Gobiidae. The coding region runs from base 61 to 681 and encodes 206 amino acids. Gene Ontology annotation, cellular component: mitochondrial outer membrane. The transcript has 4 exons. The record is from RefSeq and is a predicted model, not a curated record.